Phycodurus eques (leafy seadragon) is the source of this 4537-nucleotide messenger RNA. RefSeq names its product dispatched RND transporter family member 2 (gene disp2). The coding region runs from base 105 to 4460 and encodes 1451 amino acids. The record is from RefSeq and is a predicted model, not a curated record. The transcript is spliced from 9 exons. NCBI's taxonomy places the organism in Eukaryota, Metazoa, Chordata, Actinopteri, Syngnathiformes, Syngnathidae.
GGCUCGCGUCCGGAGCAGAUGGGGACUGGUGGUUAUUUGCUAAAACCUUGAUCACAUCGAGCCACAUAUUUGAGUUGUAAUCGGCAAACGUAACCGAGCAGGAGAUGGACGCUGGCUCGACCACAGGGGACAGCACGGAUGCCAUAGUGAUGGAGGAUUCGUCUCCAGAAGAAAGAGACACCCUGGAUGCUUAUCGUAGUGGGAUCCCGGUGCUGUCGCUGUGCCCUCCCGACAGCGUGUAUCCGGAACAGACCAAUCUGAAUGCCAUCCAAGCCGAGCGGGAGCUGUGUGACAGCUGCAGCGGCCUCGGCGGACGCGCUUCGUCCAGUCAGCUUUAUCACCAAGUUCCCCAGGAUCAAGCUCAGCUCCAUAAAUGCCCCCACUGCAGCCCCUACAGUGCUCACAAGGCAAACGCGUGCUGCGGGCAGAACAGCACCGGCGGCCCUCACGCCGAGCAAGGUGUGACGGUCCAAGUGGGCCACAGCUGUAGUUCUAGCCAUCAGACGUCUCACCAGCACCGUGCGGCGAGGUGUGACGGGCUGCACGGAUCCAGUGAAGGCGUUGACAGGGAUGGAGGACGCUACUGCUUUGUGAGAAUUUACUCCCAGAUGCUGGUGGACUACCCGUUAGAGGUUCUCCUGGGAUGUGCCUUGCUAGUCCUCGGAUGCUCUCUGGCUGGCCUCUUCAUUGGGCCGCUGCCGGACUUCUCGGAGCCUCUGCUGGGCUUCAAGCCACGAGGGACAAAUAUCGGAGUUCGCCAAUCCAGCUUGUCCAAGCUGCAGGAGAGCACUGGCCCAGGGAAACCAUUCUCUCUUUUUCCACAGCAGCUCAGUAAAAGCAGUGGCGAUGGCAUCCACAACACCACUGGACUUCGAUUAAAGAGGAUGCUAGCCACUGACUCGACUUCAGAGUCAUUCCUCUGCGACGCUCCCGGCCAGCAUUUGGCGCAGCUGGUGUUCCGCUCAGAAAGCUCAGCCAGUCUCUGGAGCCUAAAAGCCAUCCAUGCCAUGUGCGAGAUGGAGCAAUCCAGGAUACGCUCCCAGGCUCAGUUCCAGGAUGUGUGCCAGCAGCACGUGAGAGGCGAGGCUGAGGCGGCAUCCAGAAGCGGCUGCUGUCUCAGCUGGUCCCUGGGAAAUUACUUAGCCGCCCUCACUAAUGCCUCCUGCUGCCGAGGCCUAACCUCACACCAGAUCUCUGAGGCGCUCAACCUUCUCCGGAGGUGUGCGCCUUACUACUACGAUGGACACCUAGUGGAGACCUGUUUUCAGAGCCACACAUAUAGCAGCUGCUCUUCUGUCCCAUCACGCUGCAAACAGUCCCGCAUAGUGUUCCAAAUCCUGCACUUCCUGGUUGAUAAAGAUUUCCUAGGCCCGCAGACGGCAGAGUAUCAGAUCCCGACCCUCAAGUACAGUCUUCUGUUUCUACCGGUGGAUAAGGGGGAACGCAUGAUGGAGAUCUACAUGAGCAGUCUAAAGGGAAGAGAUCUGACGUAUAAGAAUACGACUAUCACUGGCAUGGACCUCGGAAUCAAGCAGACACUGUUUAAGUAUUAUCUAGCAAGAGACUCAGUGUUCCCCAUCCUUGCAAUCAUUUGUCUUCUUAUCACAAUGGCUCUCUAUCUGCACUCUCUCUUCAUGGUGGCAUUAUCUGUGGUAGCAAUUAGCGGGUCCCUCCUUACUUCCUAUUUCCUCUAUAAAGUAGCAUUUCGCCUGACUUUCUUCCCGCUGGUUAACCUUUCGGCAGCGCUUAUACUCCUGGGAAGUUGCUCCAAUCAAGUUUUUAUCUUUGCAGACUUCUGGAAUAUGCAGCUGUCCCAGAAGCCCUCAGCAUCCCUAGAGAAGAGAGUUCACAGGGUUUUGCAGGAAAUGGGCUAUUUGAUUUCAGCUUCGGGAUUGACCUCGAGCGCAGCGUUUUGCUCUGGUUAUCUUAGCAGCAUCACGGCUAUUAGAUGCUUUGCCGUUUAUCUUGGAACCGCCUCAUUCAUCAGUUCCCUCAUGGCGCUCGUGUGGCUGCCAUGCUCUUUCAUCUUGCGUGAACGUUACAUGGGAGCAUCCUCCGCAUCCGCUUCGCCACAGGGGUGGAAGCCCUGUUGUGCCAAAAACCCAGACGGAUUCUGGGAUGCAAGCUCACGCAAGAGGUGCCUUUUCACAUUUGGGCAGAAGCUGAGAGAAGUAAGACGAGGUCUCACUGACACGUCCAAUUUAGUGUUCCUCAAAAUCCUGCCUUGCGGAGUGGUGAAGUUCCGAUACAUCUGGGUGUGCUCCUUUGCCGUGCUGGCUGCGGGUGGCGCGUACAUGUCCUGCUAUGAUCCCGGAAUGAAGCUGCCUACUCUAGACACCACGAUCGCUCAGCUUUUCCGCUCCAGUCACCCGUUUGAGAGAUAUGACGCUGAAUAUCGUCACAUGUUUAUGUUUGAGAGACAGAUGAGUGGAGAGGAUAGGCCUGUGACAUUGAUGCUUGUUUGGGGCAUCAAACCGACCGAUAACGGAAAUCACUUUAACCCAAAAAGCAAUGGUUCUUUGGUUCUUGAUCCUGACUUUACAAUGAGUGAACCUGGUGCUCAGGUUUGGUUGAGGGAUCUGUGUGGACAUGUGCAAAACCAAAGCUUUUACUCUGCACCUUCCCUUCAGGACAGUGACGCAAUGAUAGAUAAUGUCUGCUUUGUGGAGCAGCUAUUACACUGGGUCUCUUUCAGAAGGUGUUCAGAGAGUGAUGACACACUCCCUAUUUGCUGUAACAAUGUCUCUUUUCCCUUCCCUCCUCGUGUUUUUGAGGACUGCCUGAGAAUGAUGCUGGCAGAGAGGUCCGCCAAGGGACGUUUGACACAUGGCGGCGGCGCGUACUUCCAGCCAGAUGGCCGGAUUGCCGCCCUCGUGCUAGCAUUCAACACCACAUACCGCUACAGCUUCAACUUCAGCCAAACAAAUGUUUUCUACAGAGAAAUCCUGGAGUGGUUUAACAAAGAAAUAUCGGGAGCACCGCCAGGGUUGGAAAACGGCUGGUUCAUCAGCCAGCUGUCUCUUUUUGACCUCCAACAAGCCUUAAGCUCAGAGAUGUUGGUGGUAGCUGGCACUUCAGUGUCUCUAACAUUUGUUUUUCUGCUCUUAACCACCUGGAAUAUUCCGUUAAGCGUAUAUGGAACCGUGGCUGUAGGUGGCAGCGUGUUUGUCACCGUCGGACUCCUGAUUCUCCUGGAGUGGCAGCUGAGUGGCAUCGAGGCUCUUUUCAUCUCAUCUGCAGCCGGGUUAUCGGUUGAAUUUGUAGCCAACUAUUGCAUUUCCUAUUGUUUUGCACCUCAUUUAGACAAAAUAGGGAGAGUAGCACAUUCCACUAAGAGGAUGGGAUGUCCUGUAGCAAUAGUUUCUGGUGCGUUUUUCUGCACUGGGAUCAUCAUGCUGCCUUCGACGGUCCUGCUCUUCAGGAAAUUGGGAAUUUUCUUGUUUCUGGUGAAAUGUGUAGCAUGUGGAUUUGCAACCUUCUUUUUCCAGUCACUCUGCUGCUUUUUUGGUCCUCAGAAAAAUUGUGGGAGGAUUGCGCUCCCGUGUUUGUCAGAGCCGUCCGGCGAGAUGCGGUCAUCUUGCUCAGGAGCAGAACCGAGCCCCUUGUCCACUAAUGGGGCCUUAGGAAGAGCUAGAGCGAAGAAGCCUUAUGACAAAGACGCAGGUGGCUACCUCUACCCAAACGAACAGAGGCUGAAACAGACGGGAACAGGAGGUGGGGUCAGGGGGCCAGAGCAGUACGAGCUGCAGCCUUUGGCCUAUCGACUGAGUGACAGCUUUGAGAACAGCACCUGUACCAGUAAGCUGUCUAAUAGGCCGUCUGUGCUCUCUGAUGAGAUAGAUUACUAUGGGAGGGAUGCAUCCUUGGACGGGGAAUGUGGGGAGAUAUGUAGUCGCCAAGCGCCUCCAGCUCUGCAGACCUCAUCUCCAUACAAAGAGAACCCAACACGAGCUGUAGACCUGACAAAAGAUGACAUGAUCAGUGGCAAGAGGCUUUGUAAAACCUGCCAAUAUCGUUCUAAUAGGGUGCUGCAGUGGACCAAUAAAACAAUUUCAUCGCCAUCGAGCAUGGAUGAAAGUGUAAGGGGCCACACAUUUGAGACCACUGACCAACCAUGUCUGUGCACAGAGGAGCAAACCACAGAGGAAAGACUUCUUCGGCCCUCCUCGCAGUCUGCGAGCUCCUGCGACUUUUUGGAUGACUCUAACGAAACAUGUUUGAGUGACAUUGAACCGGGGCCUUCAAAUGCCAAUCGAAGCGAUGGAGAAGCUCAGUUACAACCGGGACACCUGAACGGGAAGAGAGACACUCUGCGUCUCUCACUUAGAGAGACAGUUUAUGAGCUAUGUAGUAAAAGUCGUAGCAGUCAGACUGAGGAAAUUGUCAUUUUACCCAACAGUAAACCAGACCUUCCGGAUAUUUGGAUCAAGAGAGAUGCACAACGAGAUGAUACGCUUUAAGCAGAACACUGUGCAGGAAUAGACUUAAUCAGUGGCUUCAUGCAAGUAUAUGGACAAUAGCUCAUUAGACCAAGAAA